Molecule: messenger RNA, 381 nt
Organism: Ilyonectria robusta
Lineage: Eukaryota; Fungi; Ascomycota; Sordariomycetes; Hypocreales; Nectriaceae
Exons: 1
Coding region: 1-381 (126 amino acids)
Source: RefSeq, a predicted model, not a curated record
AUGCCCCCGGAGAUCGCGUGGCGGGUGUUUGCAUCGGCAUCAGCCCUCGUGCCCAUGGCUGAAAUCAUCAAGACCACUGACGCUGUAAACUGGAUCUCGCCUGACUGUAUCGUUACCCUCGGCACUGGAAGUAUCACCGAUGCACCAAAGCUGGCGCGCUUUGCCGUCGCCAGCAACAUUGACACUGCGGGGCACUACCUUUCUCAGCGGCAAACUACGUCUAGACUUCGUAGGACUGACUAUCCCGCUCAUCUGAAUCCCGACCUCAGUGCCUGCGUCUGCAAGUACAAAGCACGCAAGAGGCGAGCUUGGAAAGGCAGUGUGAGACUGCCCGGCUGCGACUUGAGAACAGAGAUUGUGUCAAUUUACCAGUCAAAGUAG